Messenger RNA from Actinia tenebrosa (Australian red waratah sea anemone), 3006 nucleotides. RefSeq names its product aquaporin. Gene Ontology annotation, molecular function: water channel activity. The record is from RefSeq and is a predicted model, not a curated record. Gene Ontology annotation, biological process: transmembrane transport; water transport. NCBI's taxonomy places the organism in Eukaryota, Metazoa, Cnidaria, Anthozoa, Actiniaria, Actiniidae. Gene Ontology annotation, cellular component: plasma membrane.
ACACAGCGGUAAUUUGGAACUCGAAAAGGGCCUAUUGUUCUGGAGGACAAAACAAUGGAUCUUUUUGAAGGCUUUUAUUUUGUCCCCCAGAACAAUUCCUCUAGGAAAUCAAUGCAAGGGGUCUAUUUAGCAAAUAGAUCAGUCUUAGCUAUGUUCUGUUCUCUGAUAGGACACGACUGGAGCUGUAGGACCCGAAAAAAGUUAUAGAAAUCACGAGUCGUUGGCGAUUUUUGCGAGAAAAAUUUUAGAUUUUAGAAAAUUAGAUUUUUACGAGAAAAAUAGCGUAAACUUGUAAAAGCUGUUUUAUCUUUUUUAAAUAUCGUAAGUUUUUUAGCAAGAGUUCUGGGUGUCCUUUCCUAUUCAAGGCUCUAGAUAUUGGUAGGAGGGAAAACGAGUAGCUUUAGGUACGAGUCAGCUGUGAGCUGGCUUUAUUUUUAAUAGUGUUUUCAUGAGAAAGACAGCAUCACCUGUUGUACCACAGGUAGCCCAAGCAAUGCAUUUGUGGUGUGUAUGGUGUGCAAAUGUAUGGGACGAAAAUAUGUAUGUUUGAAAUAUGUACUUUUAAAAAAGGUAAACAGACCUUGCUCCUGUGUUGUUGUUAAUGGUAUUUAACGUCAUUCUGAGUGUUUUUUAGCUGUUUUAGAGCAGUUAAAAAACUUAAGCUUAGGCUACCAAUAAAUAAACUCACAAGUCUCAUUCAUGUCAGUGACAUCCUUUGUUCCCUUGCACGCAAAGGUGGCCGCCUUAUGAUGUAUAUAUGAUUUAUGCUCAAGUGUUGAGUACAGUAUACUUAUAACUUCAAAAACCCUCAGGUUAAACUCAUUUAUAUUUUGAAAUUGGUUUGUCGCUCCAGGUGGAGUGACUACAUUGAACUCUCACGAUACCGACUGAUAAAACUUGAUGAUAAUCGACUCACAUACGCACAAUCGUACACGUACACUACUUUCCCUACCGCAAUUCCCUGACAAUUUUCACGUAUGGAGAAUAACAAUAACAGUAACCAAAGAAGCCUGAGAGAAAAACUUUUAGACAGGCAUUUAUGGAUGUGUUUCACGGCCGAGUUCUUUGGCACUUGUGUUUUUGUGUUCACGGUUUGCGGAGCGACAUUUACUAGUACAAGGUCUCCCAACCCAGUCUACGUCUUUCAAAUUGCAUUGACUGUUGGGCUUAGUGUUGCGACCCUUACUUCAUCUCUUGGACAUAUCUCUGGAGGACAAUUCAACCCUGUUGUUACUAUUGGAUUAAUGGUAUCAAGAAGGAUUCGUCUUCUCAACGGACUGGUGAUUAUCGGUGCACAGUUCUUAGGAGGUAUUCUUGGAGCUUCUUUUCUCUACGGUUUGACUGUCAGCGAGAAAAGUACAUCCUUUGGAGUAACUAUGCCUUCGUCUAACAUCAACCUUGGCCAGGCAGUAGGGAUAGAAGCAUUUCUCACAUUCCUUCUGGUAUUUACCAUCCAUUCUGUCACAGACCCCAAGAAAUCGCAGGGUUGUUCUGAGUAUGGUGCCCCGAUAAUCAUUGGGUUCUGUGUUUGCAUUUGUCAUAUGAUAGGGAUUCCUUUCACUGGGUGCAGCCUUAAUCCUGCGAGAUCAUUCGCACCAGCUUUGAUAAACAAUUCAUGGAAACAUCAUUGGGUAUACUGGAUUGGACCUAUUCUUGGCGCAAUUCCUGGUGCAUUACUCUACGAAAAAGUAUUUUCAGUAAACAAAAACGAAGUAUCACCAGCAGCAGCGUCCAAAAGAGAAGAGGAUCAUAAUCUUUAAACGACUGAAAUAAUCCUGAACUAUUUUCCCGCAACAAAAGUAUUAUUAAGAACAACGCAACUUCGAGUUUAAAUAGGAUUUAGCAGUGGCAUUUCCAGAGUCGCCCUUCAUCCACUGAAAUUCCAAUUGGAAUUUAUAAAGCUGAUUUUUGCGUAGGAAAGAAAACUAGAAAUAAACCCUUAAAGCACAGGAGAGAACCAACAAACAACUCUACUCACAUGCGACGAGUCCGAGAAUCGAACCCGGGUCGCAUUUUGAGCGUUCUCAACGCUACGCCACCCCGUGCUUCCUGUUAAAGUUGAGUUUUGCAGAAUUUAUGAAAGAGUUGCUACUAUCAUCAGUGUGAAGUGAACUAAAAGCUCAAUGACAAUAUGAAAACAAACUUCUGUGCAACUUACUGUAUGAUAGCAAGAGAAAAUGAACAAUUAUAAGACAUUUUCUCUUGAUAAUAGCCGUUAAGAUAUGCCGGACAGAGGAGAAAAUAACGCCAGCCGCACAGUUUUUUUUAUCACAGCCAAUUACACCAUUGAGAAACGGUCUUUUUUUAAAAUAUGCAUUUUGAAACAGAAAUUAUUGUAAAUACUGUACAGCUGUAAGUAUGGAAAACUAUUAAAUGAGCAAAAAUACGAGAGCUCAGCUAUCAGUACAUUGCCCGGAAGGCAGUUGUCAAGCUACGCCGAUGCUAAUUACUCAUAAAGGAUGGUUUUUUCUCGUUUUGUCUCUUCUAAGACUGAUAAUUUUGAACGUUUGUUUUAACCAAGACCUAUCAUUCAGCUCUUCAUAAAUAUCGCUAGCUUUACAUUUGGUCUUUCCAAUCCCACAUAUGCAUUAGAGAGCAAUGAUGAUAUAUAUAGACCCUUUUAAUAAAUCCUACAAUGAAUGCUUUCUUUUUCGCUUUUGACGUCAAAAAGAAAAAAAAUCGACGGCAAAUGCGGAAAAUAAGGAUAGGAUUUAUUAAAAGGGUGUAUAAACCGUAUCUUUAGUACCUUAUUUGUUGUUAUGUCUGUACAGUUCUUUACCUGAUUAUUGUCGUAGUUUGCUCUCAUUGCCAUUCUGCGCUAUAUGUGCCGUUCUUGACUGCAUGUCUGUGCUAUUUUUUUACUAUAAUCUCAGUAUGCUGUUCUUUGCUGUUCUUUACUUCUGUGCUACGUGUACAAUUCCUGAUUGUCUUUGCUGUUUGUUAGCGCUAUUCCUGCUGUGCUUUGCCAUCCUUGCUACUUUGCUCAAUAUAUACCAUUCUCGACCG